GGUGCUGGUGGACGAGGGCUCAGCCCCUUAGGCCGCCCGUCCCCGCAGCAGCCGGCAGCACCAGCCACCAUGUCGGACGAGGAAGUUGAACACGUUGAGGAGCAGUAUGAAGAGGAAGAAGAGGCCCAGGAGGAAGCUCCCAGCCCUGCAGAAGUCCAUGAGCCAGCCCCCGAAGUUCAUGUACCAGAGGAAGUCCAGGAAGACGCCCUCGAGGACGUGCGGGAGGAGGACGAGGAAGAGGAGAAGCCAAGACCCAAACUCACUGCUCCUAAGAUCCCGGAAGGAGAGAAAGUAGACUUCGAUGACAUCCAGAAGAAGCGGCAGAACAAGGACCUCAUGGAGCUGCAGGCGCUCAUCGACAGCCACUUCGAAGCCCGCAAGAAGGAGGAGGAGGAGCUGGUGGCCCUCAAGGAGAGGAUCGAGAAGCGCCGGGCCGAGAGAGCCGAGCAGCAGAGGAUCCGGGCUGAGAAGGAGCGAGAGCGGCAGAACAGGCUGGCGGAGGAGAAGGCCCGGAGGGAGGAGGAGGAUGCUAAGAGGAGGGCCGAGGAGGACCUGAAGAAGAAGAAGGCGCUGUCCUCCAUGGGCGCCAACUACAGCAGCUACCUGGCCAAGGCCGACCAGAAGAGAGGCAAGAAGCAGACGGCCCGAGAGAUGAAGAAGAAAAUCCUGGCCGAGAGGCGCAAGCCGCUCAAUAUCGACCACCUGAGCGACGAGAAGCUGAGGGACAAGGCCAAGGAGCUCUGGGACACCCUGUACCAGCUGGAGACCGACAAAUUCGAGUUCGGGGAGAAGCUGAAACGCCAGAAAUACGACAUCACCAACCUUAGGAGCCGCAUCGACCAGGCCCAGAAGCACAGCAAGAAGGCUGGCACCACGGCCAAGGGCAAGGUCGGCGGGCGCUGGAAGUGAAGCGGCUGCUGAGACCCCCCCACGGCAGAGACCCUCGCCCCUUCGCACUCCCAGGCCCACGCCCUGGCUCCUGCUGGGGCUCCGUGGUGAUCCUGCGGGUGCAGGGGCCACCUCAGUGCCCCCCCUACGUCUCUGUCCCUGCUGUCCCCACCCCCUGGGAUCCGCAAAUAAAGCUGAGACC
This is a messenger RNA of Lepus europaeus (European hare), 1090 nucleotides long. RefSeq names its product troponin T3, fast skeletal type (gene TNNT3). The record is from RefSeq and is a predicted model, not a curated record. Gene Ontology annotation, biological process: regulation of muscle contraction; sarcomere organization; muscle contraction. Gene Ontology annotation, molecular function: troponin C binding; tropomyosin binding; troponin I binding. The transcript has 18 exons. The coding region runs from base 70 to 909 and encodes 279 amino acids. Gene Ontology annotation, cellular component: troponin complex. Lineage: Eukaryota; Metazoa; Chordata; Mammalia; Lagomorpha; Leporidae.